This is a messenger RNA of Epithele typhae, 552 nucleotides long. RefSeq lists its product as uncharacterized. The annotation marks the transcript as partial. NCBI's taxonomy places the organism in Eukaryota, Fungi, Basidiomycota, Agaricomycetes, Polyporales, Epitheliaceae. The record is from RefSeq and is a predicted model, not a curated record. The transcript is spliced from 2 exons.
AUGCUCCUUCCGCUCGACGUCCUUUCCCUCGUCUUCUCCGCUUGGUCUCUCGCCGGCAUUGCACCCGCCCACGCCGCUCUCCUGAACGUGACCAUAGACGACUCCCUUGGCGACUCCCACACAGGCGCUCUCAUCGCGUAUGAGCCGCCUACCCGCUGGAGCGCAGGCCGGAACUGCACAGACUGCAGUGCGAACCUCGACCAUUCCAAGGUCCUCGACGGCACCUGGCAUGAAGCACUCUUCACUUCCACCCACGAGCGCGACGGGGUCGCGGAUGUGCCGCUCAUCGCUUCGGCCAAGUUUGAAGGCGUCGCGCUCUAUGUCUUCUGCGUUGUAGCCCACACGUCAGGCAACACCGACCUGCGCUUUUUGCUCGACGGCGAACAUGUCGGCUCGUUCGUACAACCGCCCAUUGGGAGCUCGCAUUUCGAGUACAACGUCCCUGUCUACGUCAACGAGUCCAUCUCCCCCGGCGAACACACGCUCUCGAUCAUCAAUGGCCAGCCGUUAGGAAACGAGUCUCUUGUCCUGCUCGACUACAUCGUAUACUCG